Messenger RNA from Prunus mume (Japanese apricot), 2127 nucleotides. Its product is annotated as peptidase M1 family protein. Lineage: Eukaryota; Viridiplantae; Streptophyta; Magnoliopsida; Rosales; Rosaceae. Gene Ontology annotation, cellular component: cytosol. Gene Ontology annotation, molecular function: metallopeptidase activity; zinc ion binding. The record is from RefSeq and is a predicted model, not a curated record. Gene Ontology annotation, biological process: proteolysis.
AAGAAAAAGAAAAAGAAAGUAGUUAUUGCGACGAAUAUCGUUCUCUCUCUCUCUCUCUCUCUAUAUUCAUUAUCAUUUACGAAACAUUUCCGUCUUCGCUUCACUGCUUGCACUCUCUCCUCCUCCUCCGAGCUCACUCACCAGUUAGCCCUAAAAUCAAUGGCGCCAAUCGACCCUCACUCGUUUACUGAGUCGACUCACCCACUCGCCACCCACAUCUCACUCUCUCUCUUCUUCGACUUCCCCUCCUCCACCAUCCACGCCUCCGCCCUCCUCACCCUCCCGGCCCCACACUCUGGACCACUCUCCCUCGACGCGCGUGCACUCACCGUCCACUCCGUCCUCGACCCCCAAUCCUCUGCUCCCCUCCCUUUCUCCCUCUCCUCUCCUGACCCAAUCAAAGGCUGCCACCUCACCGUCUCCCUCUCCAACCACUCCUCUUUUCUCAUCGUCUACUCCACUUCCCCUUCCUCCUCCGCCCUCCAGUGGCUCUCUCCUCCCCAGACCUUCAACAAAACGCUGCCGUUUGUCUACACACAAUGCCAGGCCAUCCACGCGCGCUCUGUCUUCCCAUGCCAGGACACUCCGGCGGCGCGUGUGCGCUACGCGGCAAAGCUUAACGUCCCCCGCCAGCUCUCUGCCGUCAUGUCCGCUCGCCACGUGGACCGCCGUGACCCGAUCGCCGGCGAGGGAGCCGCCCCGCCGUACCUGUUCGCCUUCGCCGUCGGCGAGCUAGGGUUCCGGGAGGUGGGACCGAGAACUAGGGUUUAUUCGGAGGCGGUUCCGGCGGUGCUGGAAUCGGCGGCGACUGAGUUUGCGAGCACCGAGGACAUGAUCAGGCAAGGGGAGGCCUUGUUUGGGCCGUAUGAGUGGGAAAGGUUCGAUCUCUUGGUGCUUCCGCCGAGCUUUCCGUACGGUGGUAUGGAGAAUCCAAGAAUGACGUUCUUGACGCCGACGGUGCUCAAAGGCGACUCGAGCGGCGCGCAGGUGGUGGCGCACGAGCUGGCGCAUAGCUGGACUGGGAACUUGAUCACCAACAAGACUAAUGAGCAUUUUUGGUUGAAUGAGGGUUUCACGACAUAUGCUGAGAGGAGAAUUGUUGAGGCUGUGCAAGGUGAGGACAGAGCUGCAUUAAACAUUGGAAUUGGUUGGCGGGGUUUAAAUAAGGAAAUGGAGAGGUUCAAGGAUAACUUGGAGGUCACAAAGCUGAAAACCAACCAGGAAGGAGUUGACCCAGAUGAUGUGUAUUCUGAAGUUCCAUAUGAAAAAGGUUUCCAGUUUCUAUGGCGCAUUGAACGCCAGGUUGGAAGGCCUGCAUUUGAUGAAUUUCUCAAGAAAUAUAUUGCCACCUUCAAGUUCCAGUCAAUUGAUACCGAUACAUUUCUCGAUUUUCUGAAAGCAAACCUACCUGGAAUAGAGAAAGAGGUUGACUUAAUAUUGUGGACUGAGGGUACUGGUAUCCCUCCUGAUGCCUAUGAACCAGUUUCCAGUAUAUAUUCAAAGAUUGUGUCAAUGGCAAAUGAAUUUAAGCUUGGUAGGAUGCCAAGGGAGGAUGAAGUUGCUGAUUGGCAAGGGCAGGAGUGGGAGCUUUACUUGGAGAACCUGCCGAAAUCUAUUGAAGCUUCACAGAUUUUGGAGUUGAAUUCACGCUUCAGGCUGUCCGAAUCGAAAGAUUACGAGGUGAAGGUGGCAUUCCUCCUACUGGCCAUUGCUUCCAAGUGCAAAGAACACUAUGUUGAGGUGGAGAAAACUUUGAAGGCAGUUGGAAGGAAGAAGUACCUUGUCCCACUCUACUCUGCUCUUGUAGAAGGCGGCCCCGGAAAGGAAGAAGAGAAGAUUUUGGCCAAAAGGGUGUUUGCAGAGGCGCGUGACACUUAUCACCCUAUAGCUCAAGGUGUUAUUGAGACAAUUCUUAGCAAACACAUCUAGGAGGAUGGAGUUUGAGAAUGUAAAUCACAUGUGAAUUGAAUUUCAGAAGCUAAUCCCUUUUGAUGAUGCCUGUCGUUGGCUAUGCUAAUCUCUGAGAUAUGUAGGCUAAGCCUUGAUUGUUGUUGAACACGUGCAUCUUUGUUGAUGCUUUGCUCAUAUGAAUGAUCUCGUAAAUAAAAAAGUAAUGCUUUUCUAUCU